AUGUCGGAGAGAAGAGGCGCUUCUAGCAAGAGCUCUAAAGCGGGGCCAUCCGGGGGUGGCAGUGAUGAGGCCACAAGCAGUAGGAGUAUGAAGAAGAAGAGAGCCAGACCCCGACCUUCUCCUUCUCCUCCUUCUCCCCCUCCUCCUCCUCCUCCAUCCCCAUCUCCUGAUCCCCCAGAGGUGAAUGGCUACUACCCGGACGAGAUUUCAAACGCCCAUGCGCAAGAAUACAUGACCGGUGUUCGGCAGAAGCCCAUAAAAACGCUCCUCUCGACACUCUCGAUCACCAACGCUGAACGCUCGCGCAUUCCCGUCGGGGAUUGCGUGGUGCAUUGGUUCCGUGGCGACCUGCGCUUCGAGGACAAUACUGCUCUCUCACUCGCUUCCCAGGCCGCACGGGAAGCAGCUGGAGGAGGGGUUGGACUGGUGGGGCUGUACGUGCUCUCGCCACGAGACUUGGGGGCGCAUGUGGUGUCGCCGGCAAAGUUGGAUUUUGCACUGCGGAGCUUAAGGAUUCUGAAGGAGGAUUUAGACGGCAGGUUUGGAGUGCCGUUGUGGAUUGAGGUUGUGGAGAGGAGGAGGGAUGUUGGGAGGAGGGUUCUGGAGCUGUGUAGACAGUGGGAGGCUGGGAGGUUGUUUGCCAAUAUGGAAUAUGAGGUCGAUGAGCUUAGGCGGGAUGCGAAAAUUGUUAGGGAUGGGGUAGGAUAUGGAGUUUCGGUGGAGGUCGUGCACGAUUUGUGUGUAGUCCUCCCGGGAGAGUUAGUGACCAAGGUAUUAUUAUUGUUCCCUUUUAAUACUCUCGCUGGUUCGUUUGUUGGUUGAGUGAUUUCCAGUGAUGCUAAUCGAUCUGGUAUAACAAAAGGGCAAAGGAACCCCCUUUGUAGCCCACGCCCCUUGGUUCAAAGCCUGGGUCGACAACAUCCACUCUCGCCCAUCUGGUCUGGAGCUCUGCCCACCACCGGAGCGCAACCCGGAUUCGUUCAGAGAGGCUCACGCUUCCCUCUUCGACUCACCUAUUCCCAGUGCACCCCAAGGAAAAGUGCUCGAAGGGGAGGAGCAGGCAGAAUACCUUGCCAACUUGUACCCUGCAGGCGAACACGCCGCACAGGAGAGGCUCAAGAAGUUCCUGAAGGACCAGGUGGAAGAAUACCACGAGAAUAAGAACGGUCUCGCGGAUAGCGGGACGAGCAUGUUGAGCGUGCAUUUCGCUGCUGGCACGCUGUCUUCUAGGCAGGCAGUGAGCGCUGCACUGAACGCGAAUUCCAUCAAGGCGCUGGACCGGGGGAGUAAAGGGAUUCAGACGUAUGUCGUGGUCACUUUUCCCCUGCUCCCCUCUCUCAUACACACAUAUCCUACCUUUUCUUAUCGGCUGACGGCGCCCACUUCCUAAACCUACCAAUAGUUGGAUAUCAGAGCUUUCCUGGAGAGAAUUUUACAAGCACGUUCUAGUGAACUGGCCAUUCGUCUGGUAUGAUACGCUCCCAUCCAUCCUCGACCUACCAUAAGCCAACCCCCCCCCUCACAGCAUGAAAAAACCCUUCAAACUCCGCUGCUCCACCAUCCCCUGGUGCUCAACCUCGCUCGCAGAAUCCCACUUUGGCGCCUUCUGCACCGGGCACACGGGUUACCCGGUAAUCGACGCCGCCAUCCGCCAACUCCUGAAAACGAAAUACAUGCCCAACCGUGCACGCAUGAUUGUGGCCUCCUUCCUAACCAAGGACUUGCUAAUCGACUGGCGACGGGGCGAGCGCUUCUUCAUGGAGCACCUCAUCGACGGCGACUUUGCCAGCAACAACGGCGGUUGGGGAUGGUGUUCCGGGGUGGGCGCCGACACUCAGUCGUACUUUAUCGUACUCAACCCGGUGAAGCAGAGCUUGCGGUUCGAUCCCCAAGGCGAGUACAUUCGCACUUGGGUGGAGGAGUUGAGGGGAGUCAAGGAGGAAAGGGCUUUGCACGAGCCUUUCAAGUUUCUCGGUGAAGAGGGGGUCAAGAAGGUGGAGUACGUCGCACCCCUGGUCCAGCACGAGGCCUCCAGGAGGAAGUUUUUGCGGCUUUAUAAGAGGGGGCAGGCGGGAGGGAGGGGUGGGAGGCAUUAG
Messenger RNA from Tuber aestivum (summer truffle), 2096 nucleotides. The record is from the annotation of a GenBank genome assembly. NCBI's taxonomy places the organism in Eukaryota, Fungi, Ascomycota, Pezizomycetes, Pezizales, Tuberaceae.